Centrocercus urophasianus (Greater sage-grouse) is the source of this 2090-nucleotide messenger RNA. RefSeq names its product leucine rich repeat transmembrane neuronal 2 (gene LRRTM2). Lineage: Eukaryota; Metazoa; Chordata; Aves; Galliformes; Phasianidae. Gene Ontology annotation, cellular component: extracellular matrix. Bases 1 to 1944 code for a protein of 647 amino acids. Gene Ontology annotation, molecular function: protein binding. The record is from RefSeq and is a predicted model, not a curated record. The transcript is spliced from 4 exons.
AUGUGUUUAGCAGGAAGACCAGUUCCGCUGCUGCACAACAAGCCAGGCCAGAGAACCAAAAGCUUCAGCGAGGCAGCAGCUUACCAUGUGCAAGCAGCAACUCCCAACGCCGUGCCAGAUUACACAACCGUCACGUGGGAGGAACCUACCAACAUGCACGGAUGUGAAAAAGCAGAACCCUUCCAAAAGGUACCCAAAUUUGGCCACUCGGUAAUAAUGGAAAGAGUGGCACAGCAGGAUAGGACCUCGAGCUGCCCCACCUCCCUGCAAAGCGCUGCUAAUCAGCGCCCUCAGUCCAAGUCGGGCACACUUCACGUCCCCGAGCAUCCCCAGUGCAGCCGGGUUGGACAGGCAGCUGGCAGCAGCAGCGAGGCUCCAGCUGCAGCUCUGCGCUGCCACAGCUUACAUUUCAAGUGGCCAUUAGGGGCUCGUAUGCUGGCAGCACUAUAUGCAAUGAGCAUGGUUUUAAAAAUGCUGCCUGCCUUGGGCAUGGCUUGUCCACCAAAAUGUCGCUGUGAGAAGCUACUCUUUUACUGUGACUCUCAGGGGUUUCACUCAGUGCCAAACACCACUGAAAAGGGCUCUCUAGGUUUGUCACUGAGGCACAAUUUUAUUACUGAACUUGAAAGGGAUCAAUUUGCGAGCUUCAGUCAACUUACUUGGCUUCACUUAGAUCAUAAUCAAAUUGCAACAGUCAGAGAAGAUUCUUUUCAAGGACUGUAUAAACUUAAGGAAUUAGUCUUAAGUUCCAACAAAAUCUUUCAUUUGCCAAACACCACUUUUAGCCAGCUGCUUAACCUGCAGAAUUUGGACCUCUCUUUUAAUCAGUUGUCCUCUCUGCACCCCGAGCUGCUCUACGGCCUCCGCAAGCUGCAGACCUUGCAUCUGCGCUCCAACUCCCUGCGGACGAUCCCCGUCCGCCUGUUCUGGGACUGCCGUAGCCUGGAGUUCCUGGAUCUGAGCACAAACCGCUUGCGAAGUUUGGCUCGCAAUGGCUUUGCGGGAUUAAUCAAGCUGAGGGAGCUGCACCUAGAGCACAACCAGCUGACAAAGAUUAAUUUUGCUCAUUUCCUCCGGCUGAGCAGCCUGCACACUCUCUUCUUGCAGUGGAACAAAAUUAGCAACUUGACGUGUGGGAUGGAGUGGACCUGGGGCACCUUAGAAAAGCUCGAUUUGACUGGAAACGAGAUCAAAGCCAUCGACCUAACAGUUUUUGAAACUAUGCCUAACCUUAAAACCCUCCUCCUGGAUAACAACAAGCUCAGCACGCUGGACUCCAAGAUCCUGCGCUCGCUGCCGUCGCUCAGCACCGUGGGGCUCUCGGGCAAUCUGUGGGAAUGCAGCGCCCGGAUCUGCGCGCUGGCCGCCUGGCUGGGAGCCUUCCGGGGCCGCUGGGAGCAUCCCAUCCUGUGCCACGGCCCCGACCACGCCCAGGGAGAGGACAUCCUGGACGCCGUGCACGGCUUCCAGCUCUGCUGGAACGCAUCGACCGCCGCCCCGUCCGCGGCUCCGACGGACGCUCCCACCACCGAGUCCACGAAAGGCAUCAGCUCCUCUCAUUUCCAUAUGGGAGACAAAGAAAUCCCCACCACGGCAGGCAUGGUCGUCACCACCGAGGAACCCUUCCCCGAGCCAAACAAUGCCAUCUUCACUCAGAGGGUAAUUACAGGGACAAUGGCUUUAUUGUUUUCUUUCUUUUUUAUCAUUUUUAUAGUGUUCAUCUCCAGGAAAUGCUGCCCUCCCACAUUAAGAAGAAUUAGGCAGUGCUCAAUGAUUCAAAACCACAGGCAGCUCCGAUCCCAAACGCGGCUACAUAUGGCAAAUAUGUCAGACCAAGGACCGUACAAUGAGUACGAACCCACCCACGAAGGACCCUUCAUCAUCAUUAACGGCUACGGACAAUGCAAGUGUCAGCAGCUGCCAUAUAAAGAAUGUGAAGUAUAAUACUUAAAAUUAAACCAGAUAAGUAACCUAUUUUAAAAUUGUAGGGGACCUACAGCAGAUUCUAAUUUUUACAAAUGUUGACGUAAAGCCUAAUUUUCCAAGCUACUCAAUGGAAGCAUUGUUUAUGGAGUGGUGCAGUAUUUUUA